Cyclospora cayetanensis is the source of this 741-nucleotide messenger RNA. Its product is annotated as GRB10-interacting GYF protein 2. The coding region runs from base 1 to 741 and encodes 246 amino acids. Lineage: Eukaryota; Apicomplexa; Conoidasida; Eucoccidiorida; Eimeriidae. The record is from RefSeq and is a predicted model, not a curated record. Gene Ontology annotation, cellular component: mitochondrial ribosome; mitochondrial large ribosomal subunit. Gene Ontology annotation, molecular function: structural constituent of ribosome. The transcript has 5 exons. Gene Ontology annotation, biological process: mitochondrial translation.
AUGUCUGGAGUGCUUCACGCCUUGCGGCGCUGCGUCGCUCCGGUGGCUUGCAACCCCACCGGACCGCCUAUGCGGGGAAUCGAAGAGCUGUGGAAGGGAGGUUACUUAGAUCCAUCCUUGCCAGCCUCUGUCAAAAACUCACUCGCAGUCGCUGGAGAUGCAUGGCCUGCGCGGCUGCUCCGUCAGAAAUCCUUCGACGAUCUGCACAAACUCUGGUUUGUGUUGCUGAAGGAAAAAAACCUUUUGCUCGGGGAACGCUGGGCCGCCUGGCAGGCUAAGACGCAAAUGAAGCACCCAGAGAGACUCAAGAAGGUAAAGCUGAGCAUGAAACGGAUCCUGACAGUCUUGUCUAGGCGGGCUAUUCACGAGCAGUGUCUCUUCGCGCAACGCCUGCUGCAGCAACAGCAAAAGCGCGAAGCCCUCGAACUGCAACGGCACGAGUUGGAGCGGCACAUGCUGCAGUUGCAGCAAAAGAUAAGGCUACAGCAAAGGCAGCAGGAGCAACAACAACGCAGCCGCAGCAGCUUGGCGUGCCUCGCCUGGCAGCAGCAAUUGGAGACAGCCAAAAGCAAGCACGAAGAGCUUCUUAUACUGCUAAAGCCCCUGCGGCACGAAGUACAGAGCCUGCUGGCUCCUGACUGGCGGUACGAGCGGCGCUUCUCCGAUUUGCCCGGUCCAAUCACCUGGAGGAAGGAAUUCCUCCCCGUCCUGCGUAACAAGAAAAAGAUCUUCAAGUUUUAG